Messenger RNA from Cucurbita moschata (crookneck pumpkin), 418 nucleotides. Its product is annotated as pectinesterase inhibitor-like. The record is from RefSeq and is a predicted model, not a curated record. Gene Ontology annotation, molecular function: pectinesterase inhibitor activity. Gene Ontology annotation, biological process: negative regulation of catalytic activity. The annotation marks the transcript as partial. The transcript has a single exon. Lineage: Eukaryota; Viridiplantae; Streptophyta; Magnoliopsida; Cucurbitales; Cucurbitaceae.
AUGGCAUCUUCUAGUUUUCUUGCAGUCUCUUCCAUUGUCCUUUCGGUUCUGUUCUUCAAUGGGAUGGUGCCCAUGCAUGCAGCUUCCGAGAACGACAUCGUUUCCACCAUCUGCAAGAAAACUAGAAACCCAUCUUUUUGCUUUAACGUGUUGAAUUCUUCUGGCACCACAGACCUAAAAGGGCUGGCCAUCUUCACCCUCGACCUUGCCAACAACAAGGCUACUCAAAGUCGUGUCCUCGCCCAGUCCUUGGAGUCCAAUGCAGCCGAUCCCAAGCUUAAGGAGCGCUAUGCCACCUGUGCUAAACACUACAACAAUGUCGUUGACGACAUCGUGGAUGGGAAGAACUACUUGGGGAAAGGUGACUAUAAUGGCGUCAACACUAUGGCGUCUAUAGCCAUGAGGGAGGCCAGAGACU